GUCCUAUUAUUGAACCUGAAAAUUAUUUUUGUUUCAACCCUUUUGCUUACUCCAAGUCCACUCUGCUGCUACACUUGCUCCAUAAAAAUAUUUUCAGUCUCCAUUGAUAGCUGAAUAAUGGCUUCGGCUACUCUCUCUGUAGCCAAACCUGCUCUUCAGGCAAAUGGGAAGGGCUUCUCUGAAUUCUCUGGCCUUCGAAAUUCAUCAAUAGGUUACCUUCCCUUUUCUUCCAAAAAAAUUUCUGAGGACUUCCAUUCGAUCAUUGCCUUCCAGACCUCAGCAGUAAGUAUUGGAAGCAGUGGAGGAUAUAGGAAAGGUGUAGCAGAAGCAAAACUGAAGGUGGCCAUAAAUGGAUUUGGGAGGAUUGGGAGGAACUUCUUGAGGUGUUGGCACGGUCGCAAGGACUCACCUUUAGAUGUGAUUGCCAUAAAUGACACUGGAGGAGUCAAGCAAGCCUCUCACCUUCUUAAGUAUGAUUCCACCCUCGGAAUCUUUGAGGCUGAUGUCAAGCCUGUUGGUGAUAAUGCAAUCUCUGCUGAUGGAAAAAUCAUUAAGGUUGUCUCUGACCGCAACCCUGUCAACCUCCCUUGGAAGGACUUGGGAAUCGACUUGGUGAUUGAAGGAACAGGGGUGUUUGUGGACAGAGAAGGUGCAGGAAAGCACGUUAAGGCAGGAGCAAAGAAGGUUCUGAUCACAGCCCCUGGCAAAGGAGAUAUUCCCACCUAUGUGGUUGGUGUCAAUGCUGAUGCUUACAAUCCCGAUGAACCCAUCAUCAGCAAUGCUUCCUGCACCACUAAUUGCCUUGCACCGUUUGUAAAGGUCAUUGAUCAGAAAUUUGGUAUUAUCAAGGGGACAAUGACAACGACUCACUCAUACACUGGUGACCAAAGGCUUCUGGAUGCAAGCCACCGUGACCUGAGGCGAGCAAGAGCUGCUGCUCUUAACAUUGUGCCCACAUCAACAGGAGCAGCAAAGGCUGUGGCACUUGUCCUCCCAACCAUCAAAGGGAAGCUCAAUGGCAUUGCCCUUCGUGUGCCAACCCCAAAUGUUUCAGUGGUGGACCUUGUUGUUCAGGUCUCCAAGAAGACCUUUGCUGAAGAAGUUAAUGCUGCUUUUAGAGAAAGUGCAGAUAAAGAGCUUAAGGGCAUUCUCUCUGUGUGUGAUGAGCCCUUAGUAUCUGUAGAUUUUAGGUGCACUGAUGUAUCAUCAACCGUUGACUCAUCGUUGACUAUGGUCAUGGGAGAUGACAUGGUCAAGGUCAUUGCUUGGUAUGACAAUGAGUGGGGUUACUCCCAAAGGGUUGUGGAUUUGGCUCACAUUGUUGCCAACAAUUGGAAGUGACCCAAACGCAUUUUUUAAAUUGUCAUACCUGUCUUGGUAUUAGAAUUUUGUCUAAUUAUUACAACAUUUCUUAUUUCAUUUUCAUUUUUCUUUCUAAACUUGUACCCAAAAAUAUAACCAUCCAUCAUUUUUCAUUUUCAUUUUGAUGUGCAAUAACAUUCUUACCAUUAAACUUGAAUGUUCUUU
Molecule: messenger RNA, 1527 nt
Organism: Abrus precatorius (Indian licorice)
Lineage: Eukaryota; Viridiplantae; Streptophyta; Magnoliopsida; Fabales; Fabaceae
Product: glyceraldehyde-3-phosphate dehydrogenase A, chloroplastic-like
Exons: 5
Coding region: 118-1341 (407 amino acids)
Biological process (GO): glucose metabolic process
Cellular component (GO): chloroplast; apoplast
Molecular function (GO): glyceraldehyde-3-phosphate dehydrogenase (NAD+) (phosphorylating) activity; NADP binding; NAD binding
Source: RefSeq, a predicted model, not a curated record